AUGAUUCUAGUGGAAAUGGCUGCAAAUGUCACUUCAUUUGUUGAAGCAUGGAAGAAUCUGCAGGGUCUUAUGAAUGUUCUAAACUAUGCAGCUUGUGAAUUGUUUCUGAAUUUUUUGCUGCUUAUUAAUGCUGUAUUCUCAUAUCUUCUGACGAAAUUUGCACAUCAUUGCAAGCUGCAAAUACCUUGCAUUUUGUGUUCCAGGCUUGAUCAUUUAUUGGGCAAUGAAAAGCCGGGAUUUUAUCGCAAUCUACUGUGCAGCAACCAUAGAUCAGAAGUAUCAUCCUUGUUUUCUUGUCACAUUCAUGGCAAGCUUGCAGAUGGCUGCGGUAUGUGCGAGGAAUGUCUGUUGUCAUUUACCAUGAAAAAUAAGUCAUACCCAGACAUGCAUAGGCUAUUGAUGGGUAAAUUUGGGUAUGAUCUUAAUGGUUAUCGUUGCCAAAGUUCAUUGCUGAACAGGGAAUUUGUUCCUGGUUCUGUGGGGGUGAUGUUGUGCGCAUGUUGCAAUAAGCCUUGGAGAUCAAGACCCAAUGCUGACAAAUUAUUUCUGCUAAAAUCAACAAGCGGGAUGACUAUGCCUAGUAUUUCUAGACCACGUCUUUUGACUCGCCAAGAGGGCUUAACGAAAAUGAGGAAGAGAUUUUAUCAGUCAGCAGCAUCCUGCCAUCCUAGAAAAACUGUUUUUGAUCCGUUGUCUCAUGCAGGAUACAUGGAACUAAAAUUUGCUUCUGCUUCUGAUUCAGAAUCCCAAUUUUCUGAUGAUGAUGAGGGUUGUAAUAUUUUUCCUGAAAUAAAGGAGCCUAGGGAAGAAUCUGAGAUUCAACAUGCUUCAUGUAUUGUACCUAACAUACUGACGAAUUGUAUGGCCCCAAAUGAGCUGACUUACAAUUCCUAUAAACCACAGAUGCAGCUUGAGGUCAGAGAGUUCCAGGAUGUGAAAUGUUUUCAAUAUGAUUCUAACAUAGGUCGUGGUCUUGGUGAUCUUAACUGUCAACAAGCUGAUCAGAAAACCUAUCCUUCUGUACCUGAGCUUAUUUCAUUGGAUGAUUUUCCUCCUUUGUCCAAUGGGAUGGAAGCCUCUGUUGCAGUAUUAAAAGAGAAGUGUGAGCUCAAAUUUCCUCCUCCAGAAAAUUCCGAUCCUUCCGCACUAUCUGAGCUCAUGUCUCUGGUUGAUGCUCCUUCAUCAUUCAAUGCUGUUGAAGGUACUUUUGAAGCAUCACAAUGGAAGUCAGUUGGCACAGGAACAGACAACAUUAGAAACAUUUCCUUCAACAAGCAUGGGGAACUUUUUAAGUCAGUAGCUGCAACAGUGGAAGGAAGUGCUAAAAAUGAUCAGGUUGCUAAUGAAGUGCCUAAUAUAAAUCCAACUUACAUGAAUCAGAGUGAUGUGUGGAAGUCUACAGUAAGUGAUAAGGAAAAUGAAUCAUCUGGUUUUGUGGCAGAGAAAUCCACUCUGAAAGAACCUGAAAGAGUCGAUGAAGACAUGAAGUUGUUGCCUAUAGAAAAUACAUCUGCUCAAGGGUUUGGUUUAUCUUCAGACAAGACAAUACCUGGCACUCAGGGUCACAAGGUUGAAUUGCAUAUAAAUGAUGCUUCCCGCUCUGAUGUAGUUUGGAUGCUUCAGGACAAGGUCCCAAUAGGGAGAACUGAAUCUUCUGGUCUUGAAUCUCUUGAUGGAAGCCUUGUCAGUGAGAUUGAAGGUGAAAAUAUUGUUGAUCGAUUAAACCGGCAAAUUGAGUAUGAUAGAAGAUGCAUAAAUGCUUUGUAUAAGGAAUUAGAUGAAGAAAGAAGUGCUGCUGCUAUUGCAGCAAAUCAGGCAAUGGCCAUGAUCACAAGGCUGCAGGAAGAGAAGGCAGCACUCCAUAUGGAGGCCUUGCAGUACCUAAGAAUGAUGGAAGAGCAAGCAGAGCAUGAUGUAGAGGCACUAGAAAAAGCUAAUGAUCUCUUGGCUGAAAAGGAGAAAGAUAUCCAAGACUUGGAAGCAGAUUUAGAGUUUUUCAGGUUAAAUUUCCCAGAUGAGCCAGUGGAGACCAUACCUGCAGAAAGUUAUGGUUUGAAGGCUAAAAAUCUAAUUCUAGAUGAUACUAGCAUAUGGCAUGCAACAGAUAUUGUCAAUGCUUCUCCGACCUCAAUAUUUAUGGAGGUCACAAACGACCAAGAAAAUUCUAUUGAUGUCAGGUCUUCAUGGUCAGAAUUCGAAGAAGAGAAGUUAUUCAUUUCACAAUGUCUAAAGGAUUUGGAGAGGAAAAUUUGCCAAUUUGCUCAGCAGGAGGCUUCGACGGACAUGUCUGACAGUCAUUUUAACAAAACAGUAGAUAGAGGAGUUAACAAGGGAGAGUCUCUUGAAAUGGAGGAGACUCAAAUAAAUGGUGAGAUGAUAGAAAAGAGUUUAUCAGUGCAUAAGGAUGUACCUGUGUCUAAUGGAAGCCUUCCUGCCUAUGAAAAGUCUAAUGCUUCGAUUGAUGAAGAUCAAAUUACUGAGAAUGAAAAGAAUCAUCUUCAGUUUUCCAAUGGACAAAAAUUCUCCGAGCAAUAUAAAGAAAUUGAUUUGUUCACUCUUGAAAAUGAAAUCUCAGACCUUAAUGAAAGGCUGGAAGCACUUGAGAGGGAUUGGAACUUCGUAGAGCAUACUUUUAAUUCUCUUCAAACUGGAAAAGAGGGGCUAAAGUAUGUCCAAGAAAUAGCUCAUCAGCUACAAGAAUUGCGAAAAACUGCUAGGAACAGACGCCAAUCUCUUCCUUGAGAUUACUUCCAUUUUUAUGAGGUUAGCAUAUUGACAGAGAAAAAUAGCUUUUCCUGACAUUUGUACUUUUAGAAAUCAAACAUCUCCAUAUGUGUAUUAUGCAAUUGCAAUGCCCUGUAAUUUCUACUUGAAAAUAAUUCCACAGAACAGGUCUCAAAGUGAAAGCAAUUUCAAUUUGUGUG
This is a messenger RNA of Hevea brasiliensis (rubber tree), 2924 nucleotides long. RefSeq names its product myosin-binding protein 1. Bases 1 to 2742 code for a protein of 913 amino acids. The record is from RefSeq and is a predicted model, not a curated record. Gene Ontology annotation, molecular function: myosin binding. Lineage: Eukaryota; Viridiplantae; Streptophyta; Magnoliopsida; Malpighiales; Euphorbiaceae. The transcript is spliced from 2 exons.